AGCUGUAAUUUUCUCUCCAGGAUGGUGUGAAGUUUGUGAGCAUUGGAGCCAUGUUCUCAGAGAUGGUGGCUGUCAGCUCCAAAGGAGAGCUGUAUCAGUGGAAGUGGAGUGAACCUGAACCUUACAGGAAUACACAGAAUCCUUCAGUUCAUCACCCCCGUGCAUGUUUCCUGAGCCUGGCCAAUGAGAAGAUCACCUUAUUAUCCGCCAACAGCAUCAGAGCAACUGUAGCUACAGAAACAAAUAAGGUUGCUACCUGGGUAGAUGAGACACUGAGCACAGUGGCGUCUAAGCUGGAGCACAGUGCUCAGGCUUUCCCCGAGCUACAGGGAGAACGCAUGGUUUCUCUGUACUGCUGUGCGCUCUACACAUGUGCACAGCUGGAGAAUAGCCUCUACUGGUGGGGUGUUGUGCCUUUUAGUCAACGGAAGAAGAUGCUUGAAAAGGCCAGAGCCAAGAACAAAAAGCCAAAGUCCAGUGCUGGCAUUUCCUCAAUACCCAACAUCACAGUGGGAACACAGGUGUGCUUGAGGAAUAACCCCCUCUACCACGCCGGUGCAGUGGCCUUUUCUGUCAGCGCUGGGGUUCCCAAAGUGGGGGUACUGUUGGAGUCUGUUUGGAACAUGAACGACAGCUGCAGGUUCCAGCUGCGCUCACCGGAGAGCCUCAAAAAUAUGGAGAAGACCACUAAGACCCAGGAAAUCAAAAUGGAAAGCAAGCCAGAGCUAGUGAAGACUGAAAUGGGUCCUCCUCCUUCUCCAGCAUCAACUUGCAGUGAUGCUUCAUCCAUUGCAAGCAGUGCCUCACUGCCCUACAAGCGAAGGCGGUCUACCCCAGCUCCCAAAGAAGAAGAGAAGGUGAAUGAGGAGCAGUGGCCUCUCAGGGAGGUGGUGUUUGUGGAAGAUGUUAAAAAUGUUCCCGUGGGAAAGGUGCUAAAAGUGGAUGGUGCAUAUGUUGCUGUGAAGUUUCCAGGAACAAGCAGCAUGAACAACCAGAGUACUGCUGCUCCCACUGACCCGGAUCCAUCCUCAUUGCUACAGGACUGUCGGCUCCUCAGAAUAGACGAGCUGCAGGUGGUCAAAAGCGGUGGAACUCCUAAAGUUCCUGAUUGUUUUCAGCGCACACCUAAAAAGCUCUGCAUCCCAGACAAAGCUGAAAUUCUGGCUGUGAAUGUUGACUCCAAAGGAGUUCACGCAGUCCUAAAAACUGGUAACUGGGUGAGGUACUGCAUCUUUGACCUGGCAACAGGCAAAGCUGAGCAAGAAAAUAAUUUCCCCACCAGUAACCUGGCCUUUCUGGGGCAGAGUGAGCGUAAUGUGGCCAUUUUUACUGCUGGGCAGGAAUCUCCCAUCAUUCUCCGGGAUGGAAAUGGCACAAUCUACCCAAUGGCCAAAGACUGUGUGGAUGGGAUUCGAGAUCCUGAUUGGCUGGACCUUCCACCUAUAAACAGCCUAGGAAUGGGGGUGCACUCGCUUGUCAACCUUCCCUCGAACUCCACCAUUAAAAAGAAAGCUGCUAUUAUUAUUAUGGCUGUUGAGAAACAGAUGCUGAUGCAGCAUGUGCUGCGUUGUGACUAUGAGGCGUGUCGCCAGUACCUGGUGAAUCUUGAGCAGGCCUUCUUGCUGGAUCAGGGCAGCCAGGCCCUCGGAGCACUUCUGGGUCACCGUUGUGAUGGCAAUCGCAACAUCCUCCAUGCUGCCGUCUCUGUCUGCUUCCCUGUGAGCAACAAGGAGACCAAAGAGGAAGAAGAAGCUGAGCGGUCUGAGAGAAAUACAUUUGCAGAGCGUCUCUCUGCUGUGGAGGCAAUUGCCAAUGCCAUCUCUGUGGUCUCCAGCAACAGCUCUGGGAACAGGACGGGCUCUUCCAGUAGCAGAGGGCUGCGUCUGAGAGAAAUGAUGCGGAGAUCUCUAAGAGCAGCAGGUCUUGGUCGCCAUGAGUCCGGCCCAUCCUCAAGUGAUCAUCAGGACCCCGUCUCUCCACCUAUUGCCCCACCAAGCUGGGUCCCUGAUCCUCCACCCAUGGACCCUGCAGAUGGUGACAUUGACUUCAUUCUUGCCCCAGCUGUGGGUUCCCUCACCACUGCUUCCACUGGUACCAGCCAGGGACCCAGCACGUCCACCAUACCAGGGCCCUCCACUGAGCCAUCAGUGGUUGAAUCUAAAGACCGGAAGGCUAAUGCUCAUCUCAUCCUGAAGCUGAUGUGUGACAGCGUCGUAUUGAGGCCACACCUACGAGAGCUGCUGUCUGCCAAAGAUGCUCGUGGAAUGACUCCAUUCAUGCUUGCAGUCAGUGGAAGGGCCUACCCUGCAGCCAUCACUGUUUUGGAGGCUGCUCAGAAAAUGGCCAAAGUGGGUGACCCGGGCAUUGCAGAGAAGGAGGAUGCAGAUUCUUUGUUCAUGGAAAUGAUUUGCCCAUUGGGGACGAACCCUGAUGAUUCACCCCUCUAUGUUCUCUGCUGCAAUGACACCUGCAGCUUUACUUGGACAGGAGCUGAGCACAUCAACCAGGAUAUCUUUGAAUGUCGGACCUGUGGUUUGCUUGACUCACUCUGCUGCUGCACUGAAUGUGCACGGGUGUGCCAUAAAGGUCAUGACUGCAAGCUGAAGAAAACCUCUCCCACCGCUUACUGUGACUGUUGGGAGAAAUGCAAGUGUAAAACACUCAUUGCUGGUCAGAAAGCAGCUCGAUUGGAUUUGUUGUACAGGUUGCUCACCACUACUAACCUGGUCACCAUACCCAACAGCAGAGGGGAGCACAUAUUACUGUUCCUAGUGCAGACUGUUGCCAGACAGAGUGUUGAGCACUGUCAAUAUCGACCACCACGCAUCAGGGAAGACCGGAACCGCAAGGCCACCAAUGCAGAAGACUCGGACAUGCCAGACCAUGACUUGGAGCCUCCCAGAUUUGCUCAGUUGGCUCUGGAGAGGGUUCUGCAGGACUGGAAUGCCCUCAAGUCAAUGAUCAUGUUUGGUUCUCAGGAGAAUAAAGAUCCACUUAGUGCCAGCAGCAGGAUUGCCCACCUCCUACCUGAAGAGCAGGUGUACUUGAACCAGCAGAGUGGGACAAUUCGCCUUGACUGUUUCACCCACUGCCUCAUUGUAAAGUGUGCUCCUGACAUCACUUUCAUAGACACGUUACUCGGAACACUGGUGAAGGAGCUGCAGAAUAAGUACACUCCUGGCCGAAGAGAGGAGGCAAUCAAUGUCACCAGGAGGUUCUUGCGCUCUGUAGCCAGGGUGUUUGUGAUCCUCAGUGUGGAGAUGGCUUCAUCUAAGAAGAAAAACAACUUUAUCCCUCAGCCUAUCGGGAAGUGCCGCCGUGUGUUCCAGGCUCUGCUGCCUUACGCCGUGGAGGAGCUGUGUAAUGUGGCAGAGUCCUUAAUCGUUCCAGUGCGAAUGGGUAUCGCCAGACCGACCGCUCCUUUCACUCUGGCCAGCACCAGUAUCGAUGCUGUUCAGGGAAGCGAAGAGCUGUUCUCUGUAGAGCCCCUGCCUCCGAGACCUUCACCUGACCAGUCCAGCAGCUCCAGUCAGAUAGCCGCCUCCUACAUCAUCAGAAACCCUCAGCCUCGUCACAGCAGCCAGUCUCAGCCUGUCCGAGGGAGAGACGAGGAGCAAGAUGAUAUCGUGUCUGCAGAUGUGGAAGAGGUUGAGGUAGUAGAGGGUGUGGCAGGGGAGGAGGAUCAUCAUGAUGACCAGGAGGAGCAGGGAGAAGAGAAUGUUGAAGCAGAAGGGCAGCAUGAUGAACACGAUGAAGAUGGGAGCGACAUGGAGCUGGAUCUUCUCGCAGCUGCUGAAACAGAGAGUGAGAGUGAAAGUAAUCACAGUAAUCAGGAUAAUGCCAGCGGCCGCAGGAGUGUUGUCACAGCAGCCACUGCUGGCUCAGAAGCAGGUGCCAGCAGCGUCCCUGCUUUCUUUUCAGAGGACGAUUCCCAGUCCAAUGACUCCAGUGACUCUGACAGCAGCAGCAGUCAGAGCGAUGAUGUCGACCAGGAGACGUUUUUAUUGGACGAGCCGCUGGAAAGGACGACCAGCACUUCUCAUGCCAACAGCGCAGCUCAGGCUCCUCGCUCCAUGCAGUGGGCUGUGAGAAACACCCCCAGCCAAAGAACCACGGGAAGUGCUCCUUCCAGCUCCUCAACACCAGCUGCAAGCUCCACGGGCCUGAUAUAUAUUGAUCCCACCAAUCUGCGCCGCUCCAGCGCCAUCAGCUCAAGUGCUGCCGCUGCUGCCGCAGCACUGGAGGCCAGCAACUCCAGCAGCUAUCUGACGUCUGCCAGCAGCCUGGCCAGGGCCUACAGCAUCGUCAUCAGGCAGAUAUCAGACCUCAUGAGCCUGAUUCCCAAGUACAACCAUCUGGUCUACUCCCAGUAUCCUGCUGCCGUAAAGCUGACUUACCAGGAUGCAGUCAACCUGCAGAACUAUGUUGAAGAAAAACUCAUUCCCACCUGGAACUGGAUGGUGUCCAUCAUGGAUUCCACAGAGGCUCAGUUGCGUUAUGGCUCAGCCCUGUCAUCUGCUGGAGACCCGGGCCACCCCAGUCACCCGCUUCACGCCUUACAGCACUCGGCACGCCGGGAACGCAUGACGGCUCGGGAGGAGGCCAAUCUCCGAGCUAUAGAAGGACGCAGGAGACCAGCCACUCUAUUGACCGCUCGCCAGGGCAUGAUGUCGGCACGGGGCGACUUCCUGAACUACGCCCUCUCACUGAUGCGAUCGCACAACGACGAGCACUCAGAUGUACUGCCUGUGCUGGAUGUGUGCUCAUUGAAACACGUAGCCUAUGUUUUCCAGGCUCUGAUCUACUGGAUUAAGGCCAUGAACCAGCAGACUACUCUGGACACGCCACAGAUGGAUAGAAAGAGGAAUCGAGAGAUUUUGGAGCUUGGUUUGGACAAUGAGGAUUCUGAACAUGACAAUGAUGAGGACACCAAUCAAAGUUCAACUCUGCAGGACAAGGAUGACGAGCCAGUUCCAUCAGAAACUGGUCAGAACCACCCCUUCUUCCGUCGCUCUGACUCCAUGACCUUCCUUGGCUGCAUCCCACCCAAUCCGUUCGAUGUUCCCCUGGCUGAGGCUAUCCCACUGGCAGACCAGCCGCACCUCUUGCAGCCUAACGCCAGGAAGGAGGAUCUGUUUGGGCGUCCCUCUCAGGGCUUGUAUUCUUCCUCAUACAUGGCAACCAAAGGCCUGACCGAGGCAAGCGUGGACAGGAACUGCCUGGAGGUAAACAUGGACUGCUCUCUACCCUCCCCCUCUCAGGUCCUGCCCACUAAAAUGUCAUACUCAGCCAACCUAAAGAAUGUAAUGAGUAUGGAAACUGGCCAGCGGAGUGUUGACAACCAGUCAUUGGCAGAGCAGGAACUGGAGGCUUCAAAACCCGGCCCCUCACCGCAUGACCUCGCUGCUCAGCUGAAGAGCAGCUUGCUGGCUGAGAUUGGCCUGACGGAGAGCGAUGGACCUCCUCUCCCGUCAUUCAGACCACACUGUAGCUUCAUGGGCAUGAUGAUCUCGCACGACAUGCUGCUGGGCCGCUGGCGUCUGUCACUGGAACUCUUUGGACGUGUCUUUAUGGAAGAUGUAGGAGCUGAACCUGGAUCAAUCCUCACUGAGCUCGGUGGCUUUGAGGUGAAGGAGUCAAAGUUCCGUCGGGAGAUGGAGAAGCUCAGAAAUUUGCAGUCCCGUGACCUGGCCUUAGAAGUGGACCGGGAUCGGGACCAGCUUAUUCAGCAGACCAUGCGUCAGCUCAAUGCGCACUUUGGCCGACGCUGCACAACCACAUCCAUGGCCGUGCACCGGGUGAAGGUCACGUUCAAAGAUGAGCCAGGAGAGGGCAGCGGCGUGGCCCGCAGCUUCUACACGGCCAUCGCCCUGGCCCUCCUCUCCAAUGAUAAACUUCCAAAUCUGGACUGUGUUCAGAGUGUCAGCAAGGGCAUGCAGGCCAGCAGUACGUGUCAUCAUGAUUACAAUUCAAAUCUAAUGCAGCGUUUAAGGAAUAGAGACAGAGAACGAGAAAGGAGAAGUGGAGGGCUACGUGCCGGCUCUCGGAGAGAUCGAGACAGAGACUCCAGGAGGCAGCUGUCCAUAGAUACCAGACCUUUCCGACCCUCUUCAGAGGGGAACCCCAGUGACGAACCCGACCCCCUGCCUGCACACAGACAAGCUCUGGGGGAGAGACUGUACCCACGUGUUCAUGCAAUGCAGCCGGCAUUUGCCAGCAAAAUCACAGGAAUGUUGCUGGAACUUUCUCCUGCACAACUGCUACUGCUGCUGGCCAGCGAGGAUUCUCUCAGGGCCCGGGUAGAGGAGGCCAUGGAACUUCUCAUUGCACACGGAAGGGAAAAUGGUGCUGACAGUAUAUUGGACCUGGGUCUUCUGGAGGCACCAGAGAAAGCACAACAGGAGAACCGUAAACGUCAUGGAUCCACCCGCAGCGUGGUGGACAUGGAGCUGGAUGACCCAGACGAUGGGGACGAUAAUGCUCCACUUUUCUACCAGCCUGGAAAACGAGGGUUCUACUCCCCUCGACCCGGCAAAAACACAGAGGCCAGACUCAACUGCUUUCGGAACAUCGGCAGAAUACUUGGACUGUGUCUCCUACAGAAUGAACUCUGCCCGAUUACGUUGAACAGGCACGUGAUCAAGGUAUUGCUUGGGAGGAAGGUAAACUGGCACGACUUUGCUUUCUUCGACCCGGUUAUGUACGAGAGCCUGCGGCAGCUAAUCCGGCACUCUCAGGCUGGCGAAGCAGACGCGGUGUUUGCUGCCAUGGACUUGGCCUUUGCCAUCGAUCUCUGUAAAGAGGAAGGGGCUGGACAGGUGGAGCUUCUCUCUGGUGGGGUCAACAUGCCAGUGACUCCUGUCAACGUGUACGAGUACGUGAGGAAGUAUGCUGAGCACAGAAUGCUGGUGGUGGCAGAACAGCCGCUCCACGCAAUGAGGAAAGGUUUGCUGGAUGUGCUUCCUAAGAACUCGCUAGAGGACCUGACGGCUGAGGACUUCAGGCUGCUGGUUAACGGCUGUGGUGAAGUCAAUGUUCAGAUGCUCAUUAGCUUCACCUCCUUCAACGAUGAAUCGGGUGAGAAUGCGGACAAACUGCUGCAGUUUAAACGCUGGUUUUGGUCCAUAGUUGAGAAGAUGAGCAUGACAGAGAGGCAAGAUUUGGUGUACUUCUGGACCUCCAGCCCGUCUCUGCCGGCCAGUGAGGAAGGCUUUCAGCCGAUGCCAUCCAUCACCAUCCGGCCACCGGACGACCAGCACCUGCCCACGGCCAACACCUGCAUCUCGAGGCUCUAUGUGCCACUGUACUCCUCAAAACAGAUCCUCAAACAAAAACUCCUACUAGCCAUUAAGACCAAGAACUUUGGUUUUGUGUAGAGGUCUGACAGUAAAGAGUCUUAAAAAAAAAAAAAGAAAAGAGAAAAACAUGUUUACUGUUGUGUAAUAUUUACCUAGCGCCAUUUUUGUAGAUUUAUUUUUUGUCUAUACAAUUUUAUGAAAU
Molecule: messenger RNA, 7500 nt
Organism: Thalassophryne amazonica
Lineage: Eukaryota; Metazoa; Chordata; Actinopteri; Batrachoidiformes; Batrachoididae
Gene: ubr5
Product: ubiquitin protein ligase E3 component n-recognin 5
Exons: 49
Coding region: 51-7376 (2441 amino acids)
Biological process (GO): regulation of double-strand break repair; DNA damage response; protein polyubiquitination
Cellular component (GO): nucleus
Molecular function (GO): ubiquitin-protein transferase activity; RNA binding; zinc ion binding
Source: RefSeq, a predicted model, not a curated record